This is a messenger RNA of Stegodyphus dumicola, 2438 nucleotides long. Its product is annotated as E3 ubiquitin-protein ligase Rnf220-like. Gene Ontology annotation, biological process: protein ubiquitination. Gene Ontology annotation, molecular function: ubiquitin protein ligase activity; metal ion binding. The record is from RefSeq and is a predicted model, not a curated record. NCBI's taxonomy places the organism in Eukaryota, Metazoa, Arthropoda, Arachnida, Araneae, Eresidae.
CGGCUGCAGAUGAAGAGGGUGAGUUUUGAGAGGAACUGUUCUGGGGAGUGUGGAGAGGAGUUAGACCGCUAAUAGGAUUUUUCAACCGGAUAGCCAGGGUGGUGCUGCCUUCUAACUGUUGUUCACUUCCCUGCCGGUAGUCGAACAGCGAUACAGUUGAGUGCAGUUGAGUCUGAUGCCGAGGAAAGAGCUUAGGAGUGUUGUCAAUAACCAUACUCACUCACACCGCGUGGUCGGAGGACUGACUAACUUUCUGAAGAGUCAUGCCUGUCACUGAAGUUUCGCAGUUCCCCGACUGAGUCUGAAGAUGGAUCUUGGAUGUAGGACCGAUUCUGAACUUAUGAAGAGACUCAAUUCAAUAUUGCUGACGCACACACUCUCUAUAAUACGACUCUCAGUUACCAGAUUUAUAGAUUUUUCGUAUUAAUAACUUCUGUUUAAAAAGAAAUUUGCUUUUCAUAGAGAAUUCGUAUAAAACGAAUAAGGUCGAACUGUUUUGUUCUCUUUUUGAUGGAAAUUGCAAAAAACUCUUAAAUUUAUAAUAAGAUUUUAAUCAAGAGUACCUACAGAGAUUUUAUUUAAUAGUUACUGAAUGACUUGUAAGACAUUUCAUUUUCACAAAUGAGUUGGAAUUCCUUAGGGUAAAAGCGACAUUUAUCUUCCAAAUCUUACAGAAGAAUCUGGCGAUUACUUUUAGCUCUAAAAUGAGCAGUCACAGUGACAGAUAUCGUUCAAGAGCUGGUCUCUUUCCUCAAGGUCUUAAAUUUCCCGGUUUUCAGGGCCUUUGCAUGGGAGGCUUGGACAGUUCCGCAUACCUGUCGAAUGCCAUGGGCAGCCCAGCAGUCAUGGUCCUCAGCUCUACGUGCGGAGAUGUCACUCCCCACGCGCAGAGCCACGUAACUUUCGCCGCUCGGCAUCAGCAGGGGCGGCUAGACGGAGGAAAGGAGGGCGGCGGCGGAGUCUCUUCGGCGGCUGUACCUUUUCCCAGCCCCACGUUUCCCGUAAGACCCCUGUUCGGACAAGGGGAUCCCUACACAUCCUUGUCUUCUCCCUUGUUAUCCCUUCACCACCCUCUUCUCGCUAGCCAUGCUCUGGGGCGCAGUUAUCUGAACGCUGCCGGGGCUUUUCGACCUUUAGGUUUAACUGAUGAUCGCAAUGGGGCAUUUCACGGCUCCGCUUUCAUGCCUGCAAAAUGUAUGAAAUUAGAUGGCUCUGGGAAUGGAAAUGACCUCGGAGGACCACAACCUCUUCUCUUAGGGCCCUGUUACCAAGGCAGUGGAGGAGGCAGCGAAUCCAGUUUUCAUCAGAGUCCGGCAAAUUCGACGGGGUCGUCUUUAGGACAUGGUGGUCCAAGUGUCGGAAGUUUUCUGGAUGGAAAAGACGAUCGAGGUGACAGCGACUCGAUGGCCGAUGGCCAGGACAGGUUAUCAGAAACUCCGAACUUAUCCGAAGAAUCCCGAUCGAUCGAAAGAUCUACACCAGAAGACAGGGGAACACCAAAACGCCACAAGAAGUACUUUCUCGAUGGACAGACACCAUAUUGUCCUAUCUGCGGGACUUCUCUGCAAUUGUCAGAACUCUCAGCUCACUUCGAGAUGGAGGUGGAGAGGCUACUUGAAAUGAGCAAAUGCAUCAGUCAGCAACUAGAAGUCUCAUCUCUGCAUUCACCCUUUUCUUCUCCUCUAUGCAUGGUAAGGAAAGAUGACAAAGGAAAACCCGAAUCCAGGUGGGAGACAUAUCAAAGGGUCAAAGGCAAUCGCACAAACAGGCUGACAUCUCGAUGCGUCAUAAAAAGGAAGAAAUGGGAUGACCCGAGCUGCCCAGAUCGCUCGCAAGAAGAAACAAUGCAUCUUUUACCUCCUGGUCUCAGAAAGAGAGAAAGCCAGGAACUUGAACCAGAAACCUCUAUAGACAGUCGGACGGCGGCUGAUUUUAACUGGGCUGUCACAGCUAGACUUCACGCUAUUGCGACACUGCAAAGGGCGCUUCCUGAAUAUGCUGCAAGAAAAUUUGAAGUUGCAGAGGACGAAAAUCAAGAACUCAACGUUGACGGAGAUGACAGUGCAACGUAUGGGCAACCUCAUUAUACGGAAGCUGAUGUGAUAACGUGCUCUACGGAGGACAACGCUGACAGUAAAGAUCAAAUAAGAAGAAUACAGGCUAAUGAAUCGAAUUAUCAGAGGCAUUCUGAAUCAUCUCAAUGGACAGUUAAUGGAGGAAACAAUAACGGAGAAGGGCAAGAAGUCACAAGUACCUGUGUGAGCAAUAAUGAUGCAAGUGAGUGUAUUUCACCAUCGGAGAAGAGUUCCAAGCCCGGCAAAGAUGCCAAUGGCGACAAUCCCAAAGAUCAGAUGGAAGAUGGAAUCAAAUGCCUCAUAUGCAUGGUAAGCUUAAUUUUUAAUAAAAUUUCCAUGGAAGCUGCAAAAACUGGUGGAUAA